Molecule: messenger RNA, 1642 nt
Organism: Drosophila ficusphila
Lineage: Eukaryota; Metazoa; Arthropoda; Insecta; Diptera; Drosophilidae
Product: tRNA pseudouridine(38/39) synthase
Exons: 5
Coding region: 55-1554 (499 amino acids)
Biological process (GO): mRNA pseudouridine synthesis; tRNA pseudouridine synthesis
Cellular component (GO): nucleus; cytoplasm
Molecular function (GO): RNA binding; pseudouridine synthase activity
Source: RefSeq, a predicted model, not a curated record
CCGACUUGGCGAAUUUCACGUGUUUGAUUUGUUUAUUUUUUAUUGAGCGCCAAAAUGAGCUCAACAAGUGAUAAAAAGAUAGUAAUAAAUAAGCGAUCAAAAGGACUACCCCGAGAGGCUCUGGAAAAACUGAGUCAAACGGAGUUGAUUGACAAGGUGGUCCAACUGGAGGCUUACAACUUUCAGUUGCGGAAUCUCCUCCAGAAAAAGUUAACCGAACAAGACAGAAACGAUGACGAGUAUGCUGUCUUGUUUGAUAAAGAAAAGGAGGAAAAGGUUUCCAAAGAAACUAUGAUUUCCAGCAAGGUGCAGAAGCAACGUAAGUUUGAUUGGAGCAGUGCUCACAAGCGUCAUGUUUUGUUGAAAAUCACGUAUUUCGGUUGGGAUUAUCAAGGAUUUGCUUGUCAGGAGGACUCCAAUGAUACUAUCGAAUCCAACCUAUUUCGCGCCUUAACUCGCACCUGCCUCAUAGAAUCCCGCGCCUCAUCCAAUUAUCAUCGCUGUGGACGCACUGACAAGGAGGUGAGCGCCUUCUGUCAGGUGAUCUCCAUCGAUCUGCGUAGUAAACAUCCCCCAGAAUGCCAAAUGGAUCCUGGAGCUCUGUCCUCUGAAAUCGACUAUUGUGGGCUCUUGAAUCGAGUGCUGCCCAAAAAUAUUCAGUGUGUGGCUUGGAUGCCACUGCGCAGUCCUGUCUAUAGCGCUCGUUUUGAUUGCAUUUCGCGUAGCUAUCGUUACUACUUCCCCAAGGGAGACUUGGACAUUGCUGCUAUGCAGGAAGCCUGUAAUCUCCUAGUGCGCCAUGCCGACUUUAGAAAUUUCUGCAAAAUGGAUGUCCACAAUGGGGUAACCAACUACAUGAGAAACUUGCAAUCAGCCAGGGUGGAAGCUUGCCAAGAUCAACUCUCAAACACAGGUUACGACAUGUACUUCCUAGAGAUCCAAGCCAAUGCCUUCCUGUGGCAUCAAAUACGUUGCAUUAUGGCAGUGCUACUACUGGUCGGUCAGGGCAAAGAGAAACCCAGCGUUAUUAGUGACCUUCUUGAUGUUGAGUCCAAUCCUUGCAAGCCUCAGUAUACCCCUGCUAUUGGGUUGCCGUUGAAUCUUUUCCGCUGUGAUUUUCGUGAAAAUACUACCAGAAGUCUAAGCCAUCCUGCUGACGGAGGUGCAGAUGAUGAAGCCAUGGAUACAACUACGGCAGAAACAGAGAAUUUGAAUACUUCUGCUCAUGCAGAGGAAAGUGAUCUUACGAAAUGGAUUUACAAUGAAGAAAACCUCCAGAAACUUAUUGAAAACACUCAAUGUGAGUGGACGCAAUUCAGUGUAAAAAGCACCAUGAUACGAAAUGUGCUUGAACAACUGGAGGGCCUUUUAGAGGAAAACUUCAAACCCAAAGAACAAGUGCAGGCACAAGUAAUAUUGCUACAGGAUUCCGUUAAACCCCGUCAAUAUCAGCCUCUCUUGGAGCGGAAACGUUGUGAGAGCUUGGAGAAUCGAAUAGAGCAUUUUGUGAAGAAGCAAAGACUGAUUGUCAAGGAUGAAACGGCAACGGCUUGAUUUAUUUUAGUAAUAUUAGUCAAAACCAGAUAUAUAUUCUAGUGUGUAUUUGUGUUUCAGGUAAAUAUAUUUAACUUGUUUGAUUGUA